Exophiala oligosperma is the source of this 4523-nucleotide messenger RNA. RefSeq lists its product as uncharacterized. The record is from RefSeq and is a predicted model, not a curated record. Bases 1151 to 4279 code for a protein of 1042 amino acids. The transcript has 3 exons. NCBI's taxonomy places the organism in Eukaryota, Fungi, Ascomycota, Eurotiomycetes, Chaetothyriales, Herpotrichiellaceae.
UCCAUCCUCUCGUCUCCUCUACUCAGGAAAAGAAGUGAUUUCUGCCAACUUCCGACUUCCGACUGCUGUCUCCCUGUCUCCCUACUGCUAACUUCCCCUUCAGACAUCGCCGCGACUCCCCACUUCGCUUAUAGUCUCUGGGACUGACACUUUGACGCCCAACUGACGUGAAGUGACAGGAACAACGAUCAACAUUCGAGACCCUUCGCGUUGGAUCCUCAUCCAAUCUGUGAUCGAUCGGCCACAUUGUUUCCACAUUUCAGCCUCACAUCAGCCACGCGAUUCAAAUGUUACAAGCCCAUUCGACUGCCAGAACCACCAAAAUAAAGUUCCAACGGCGUCGUUGCAAGGAUCACAACACUGAAGCAAGAGUUGGAUUGGUAUAAACAUAAACACUUCAAAUGUCGACUUUACCUGACACACUGGGGAGGCUACAGGGGACAGAAAGAUGUCAUCGGGAGAGAGUACGACUGAUAGACUCGAGCAUCACGGUUUCUAGGAAGCACACAUGGAGUACAGUAUUACUUAUUUGGAUGGAGCUUUGAUCCUCUUGAUCCUCUUCACGACUCACUCAGACCCGUCCCACGGAUCAUCUUCAGCUGCUUGCAUAGCACCACCGCACUCCUCAAAAAGCCGUUGCAGACGCAUGGACCAGUUAUUGGUUCGGGCUGGCAAGGUACACUGGGGUUGAGCGUCCGAGCACGACACUUUCUAAAUCCUCAGCGACGUUGGAAGAUCUGAUGAUCAUGGCCACCGCCGUUUUGCCACUGCUGAUGGGCCCCCAGGCUGAGAAUAACUUCCUCUUGCUGGCCUUGGUCAAGAGGCAAAAUCACAUAUCGGUGAGAUUGCAUCGAAUCUACUGCUCUGCGCACAGGUAUUUCCCCCCCUGCUCUCUAUCUUGGCUCCUGAUUUCCGUGCUUGAAAAAGGACAUUGCUCGACGGGGUAAUCAAAACAAUGCCAUGGUGGUUGUUGAGGUGAGUGGUGGUAAUUCGCCUCUGAAGAGAACGAGAGUUGUAUAAAGCACGUUAACUUCCUCAAGUCUGUUUUCCAUCUUCAGCAAGUUUUGGUUUGUCUACUAACCACAGUCACUCGUUUCCCUUUGGAUUUGCCUUUUUUUUUCCGACCCGAAGUCACUCUUUCACCACCACCAUGAAGUGGACAAAGUCCACGGCCAACAAGGUCGCGCUGACUUUGCUGGCGGCCGACACGGCCCUGGCUGACCUGCCGACCGUUAUCGAGCCUUGCCCAGAGGCCACCAGCCUUUCGAUCCCACCUAUCACCGUCACGGCUCAGUACCAGCCCGUCUCUACCUGUGCACCUACAACGGCCUGCGUCAAGGGAACAUGUGCUACCAUGUAUCCUCUGUCCACGUUCCCAUUCGUGUCUACCGUGGUUCCCUUCGCCUGGAACGGUACCACUUCUCAGCUCACCACCGUCACCGAUGUUGCUCAGCCAGUCCGAGCCUCCGAAUUCCUGACCACCCUCACACAGGUUACCGCUGCUCCAUCCAUGGACAAGCGUAGCUGGGUCGACUGGUUCAAGGAGAAGAGCAACACUCCCUCAAGCACCACCCUCUACCAGACCGUCACUAGACGCGCAAUGGCUCCUUACAAAGACAUGGGUCCUCUUUGCGUUCCUGGCUGGCGCGGUAGCGGCCUCUGCGACAAGUGCGAGGGCAAGCCCUCUGGCGAUCGAUCGCAACUUUUGGAUGUCACCGAAUGCCGAUUUGGUGUCAACGCUGCCGGACAGGCUUACGAGAAGUGUGUCGAAUGGUACGAGACGGUCAUCGAGCGCCCAGCACCUACAUCCACCGUCACUGCUAGAGCUCAGUGCUCGAGCCAGGGCAAAAUCCCCUCUGCCGGUGUUUACACCUGGACCUUCCCUCAGGUUGCUCCUCCUUGCACAAUUACCGCUCCUGCCACGACUGUUACCGUCACCGUCAACGGCCGACCGUCGAUGCAUGUGAUGCCGCAACAGGUCAACGUGAUCCCAGGAAAGGCCUGGAACGCCUACGUGACCAAGUCCUUCUCUGGCGCAACAACUUUCCAAUUCAACGUCUAUAUCACAAAAGUCAUCAUUUUCAACAUUCCUUAUUUCACACAGCCGGCUGGCAACACUCGCCACAUCCCCGUCCCAACCGGAGGCAACGGUGGAAAGGGUGGCAACUGGUGGCCACUGCCUGAACCAAGCCAGGGUGGAAGUGCUGGCCAACCUUGGGAAGACUGGAACUCGGUGCCAUCCACCACCACCUCCAUGACUUCCACCGGUGGCCCCAUCGGCUGGACCACGUCUACUUCAUCGUCGUCGUCAUCGUCAAAUGGUGGUGGCCCCAUCGGCGCAUCGACGUCCUCGUCGAGCAGCAGUUCCGCCGCAAGCAGCUCCUCGUCAAGCAGCAGUUCCGCCGCAAGCAGCUCCUCGUCAAGCAGCAGCUCUGCAGCCAGCAGCUCCUCGUCAAGCUCGAGCAGUGCCGCCUCUAGCAGCUCCUCUUCUUCCAGCAGCUCGAGCAGUGCCGCAGCGAGCAGCUCUUCCUCCUCGUCCAGCUCCUCCAGCGCUGCAGCCAGCAGUUCAUCCUCAUCCAGCAGCUCUUCCUCGUCUGCCUCUUCCACAACACUCCCAAGCGCCACUGGAACCGGAUUCUACCUUGUCGUCACAGCGACACCUGUUUCCAACGCUAAGCGACAAGCAGUUGUCCAAUACGUCGGGUUUGACUCCAACCAAGUUGGCUUUGCGGUCGACGAAAAGGUGUCUGCUGCGAUUGUUUUCGAAGGCACCGACGGCACUUUCAUCUCAGAAGGCCAAUUCCUGGGAACCAACAGAAUGGAUACUUCCUUCGUCAGACGACUGGCUAAUAUUCCUAACGGUUUCCGUGCCUGGAGCAUCGUCGGCGGAUUGGCUGAACUGGAUGGCGCAACAGGUUUCUGCUUGGGCGCUAGCGGCCGUAUCUUCGCCUACCUUGACCCUGACUCUUGUGACUUCCCAGUCGACUUGGUCCCAACCCCGGUCGAUACUACCAGCAGCACUUCUAGCUCUGCUUCUAGCACUUCGAUGAGCUCCAUGACCAGCACUUCUUCAAGCACGAUUGGAGGCGAGACUACAUCUGCCGCGUCUUCGUCCUCGGCUGCAUCGUCGUCCGCCGCAUCUUCGUCGUCGGCUGAGUCUUCAUCAUCUGCUGCCUCCUCUUCGGCCGCUUCAUCAUCCGCAGCUUCAUCCUCUGCUGCAUCGUCGUCUGCUGCAUCAUCUUCUGCUGCAUCGUCCUCCGCCGCGUCUUCUUCUGCCGCUUCCACCACAUCCAGCGCAGGUGAAUCCUCAUCGACACAGGAAGCCACUACCACCUUCACUAGCACAGCAUCCACCACCAGCUCGGCACCUGCAACGAGCUCUACCUCCGGCGCGCCUAUUUGCAACAUCAACGCCAACAUCUGUCUGGACUCCGACCUGAUUCAAACAAAUGUCGUCGCAACAGAAAAUUGCCCACUUCUCGGUGGUUUGACUUGCACAGUGAACCAGUUGUUGAGCCUUGUGCCGACUCUCCUGCAAUCUAAUCCUAAUGUCUUGACUGUUGUGGCCGCCAAUAACCAGCUCCUGGGUCUUAGCAUCUCACCAGAGCAAGUCCAGGCUGCACUCGUUGCCGGAACGCUUAACCAAGUGUGCUCAGCACUGCAAACCACCAGUGUCACCAUCAAUGACCCAACGUGCCCUGUUCCUUCAAGCAGCUCUUCAACCACAGUUGCUGCCUCUACCAGCUCGUCCUCGGCUGCAUCAUCGUCUGCUGCGUCGUCGUCUGCCGCAACAUCGUCUGCCGCCUCUUCGGCCGCUUCAUCCUCUGCAGCUUCGUCGUCUGCAGCUACCACAACAAGCAAUGGUGGUGCUUCGACAACGGCUGGUGGCAGCCCGACAAGCUCAACUUCAGCCGCCGCUACUCCUGCUUGUGGUGUGCAAGUCGAUCUCUGUGCUGGCCAGACCUUGCAAGACGUUGGCUUGAACGAGGUGACUUGCAACAGUGGCACACCAGGUGUCUUGUGCACCGUCACACAGGUUCUCGAAGCCGCUACCAAUGCUUGUGCCGGUAACUGCCAGGUCAUUGGACAGACCGGUACCGCAGGCGUCGAUCUUGAUGGCCUGACCGGUCUCCAGUCGAUCCAGUCUAUUCAAGCCGCCGUCAACAACUACCCCAACUGCCAGCCUGGUGGACCCACUGUCACCCUCAGUGAGCCAACCUGCCCAGUUACGGUGUUGAAGCGAGAUACCAAGAGAGCGCGAUAUAUGCGCCACUACUAGGAUCCCGUACCCGUACCCGUACCAUUGGUGACAGAUCUCGUGGUACGAGAGAAUGAUUUGAUGGAUUGAUGGAAGAUUUUAUUUCCGUUCAUGGUUUUCAAUUCUGAUUCCCAAACAAUUGUAAGGUAAUAGAUUUUUAUUAGUAUAUUUCAUACCUACCUACCAUUCUAUCUAGCUGUCAAGGACCUCCGAUUGAAGAGAGUUCUUGACUCGGCUCCAAUACUAUUCAAAGUGACACCAUCUG